GCGGCGGUGGCUUGCUCAUGGCGGAUGAGCAAGGCAACGUGCACCUCAACACAACAAGCAGUGGUGUCAGUCCAGCUGCCAGGGGGCAGGCGCCCAAAGUGGUGCUGAACGGAGUGGAUGUGGUGGGCCAGCUGUCGUCAAUGGCACGGCAGACGCAAGCGCUGCAACGCUACUGCGCGCUCCGGCCCCACGCUGUCGACACCACCAGCAUCGCAGGCCUCACGGGCACGCGCAAGUGGCAGGGCGGUGUGCUUGUGCCACGAAACAACAGCAAUACUGGCAGCACCACCAACAGCGGCACUGCCGGCACCACCAGUCGCAGUGGCCACGGCACCAUCUAUGCCAUCCCCAACCUGGCGGACCAAGUGCUGAUCAUUGACACGCGCACGCGCACAGUAGACACCACGUCCAUCACCGGCAUCAACGCCGUGGUCGGCCCUGUGGGCGGCGGCAAGUGGACUGGCGGCGUGCUUGCGCGCAACGGCUUGAUUUACUGCACGCCAACAGGCGCGGCCGCUGUGCUCAUCAUCAACCCCACCACCAACACCAUCGACCUCACGUCCAUUGCCAACCUGCCGAGCGUUCCCAACAAGUGGGUGAAGGGCGCCCUGCUUCCCAACGGCCUCAUCUACGCCCCACCUGCUGACGUUGACAGCAUGCUCAUCAUCGACCCACAGAGCAACACCGCAGACUUGACCAGCAUCAGCAGCCUCCCGUCUGGCGAGAAGAAGUGGACGGACAUCGUGCUUGCAGGCAAUGGCAUGCUCUACUGCAUCCCGGGCGCAGCCACCUCCGUGCUUAUCGUCGACCCAUCCACAAACGCCUUUAAUCACACCACCAUCGGCGGGUUCUCCACAACCAUCUGGAAAUGGGUUGGUGGCGUGCUUGCAGGCAACGGCAAGGUCUACGGCAUCCCCUACAACCACCGCGGCGUGCUUGUCAUUGACCCGGCCACCAACACGGCCGACACCACGGCUCUUGGCACGCACGCUGGCAUGCUUCCGCUUUGGGCUGGCGGCGUGCUCAGCGAGGACAAGUCGACCAUCUACGGCGUUCCGUUUUCGUCCACGUCCGUGCUGCUCAUCGACACGUUGCGGAACACCACCGACACAACAACACUUGCGGGGCUCUCUGACCAGGAGUGGAAGUGGUCCUUUGGCGUGCUUGCAGGCAACACUGUCUUUGGUAUUCCCUUUCAAGCUGACCAUGCCCUCAUCAUCCCCUCACUCUGCUGACUAAAUUGUUGUGCGUGUGUGUGUGUGUGUGUGUUGUGUGUUGUGUGUAUGUGUGUGUGUGUGUGCGUGUGUAUGUGUGUGUGCGUGUGUUGUGUGUAGGUGUGUGCGUGUGUUGUGUGCAGGUGUGUGCGUGCGUG
Salpingoeca rosetta is the source of this 1372-nucleotide messenger RNA. RefSeq lists its product as uncharacterized. The record is from RefSeq and is a predicted model, not a curated record. The transcript has a single exon. Bases 18 to 1235 code for a protein of 405 amino acids. Lineage: Eukaryota; Choanoflagellata; Craspedida; Salpingoecidae.